AUGAUCAGUUUAUGGAAUAGCACUUUUGCGAAUGAACCAGCCAAUGUGACGAAAACAUUUACAUCUAGCCAAACACUCUUUGCUAAUCCUGAACGAGGUUGGAUUACACAUCGAUUUUCGAAUGAUCUUUAUGGAGUUAAUAGUCUGCGCGAAAGUGCUGAAAAAGUAUCAUUAGUUCUGAUUAAAAUUGACAUAUCAGCUUACAAGAAUAGUUUACAUAUUGGACAGAGUAAACUCAAUGAAAUUCGUUCAGCACUCAAUACUUGUCGUCAACAAGGUUUAAAAGUUAUCAUGCGUUCAGCUUAUUCUUGGGAUUCAGUUCUUGCUCCAGAGCCAAAAAACAUUGAAACUGUUAAAACCCAUAUUAUGGAUAUGAAACCAAUUUAUUAUCAAUAUGAAGAUAUUAUCGUUGCUGUCGAAAUGGGUAUGUUUGGGCCAUGGGGUGAAAUGCAUUCAUCAUAUUUUAGCACUACUAACACACAAUUCUAUUAUCCCAUUAAAACUGCUGCACUUCAACAAGUUCAUACCACGUACAUGUCAGCAUUACCAAAUACACGCUCAGUCCUUCUUCGUACACCAUAUUAUAUUCGUCAAAUCUUCAAUAGUAAUAUACCUCUUUCGCCUACUGAAGCUUAUAGCGGCACUCCGAAAGCACGUACUGGUUAUCACAAUGAUGCUUACCUUGCCAGCAGUGAUGAUGCAGGUACUUUUUCUUAUGGAUGGUCACGAGCUCAAGAACUUGCUUAUAUUAGCCAAAUGACGCGCUAUGCAUUUUUCGGUGGUGAAUCAUUCGGUACUCCUAAUAGUGCAUAUAAUAAGGCUCAAAAUGCCAUCUUAGAAUCAAAACAACAACAUAUGACAUAUCUUCAUCGAGAUUAUUAUAAACCGAUUUAUAAUGCAUGGGGUACUGCAGGAAAGGAAGAAUUUACACGUAAAUUGGGUUAUCGUUUUCAACUAAAAACUCUUUCCUAUUCAAAAGAAGUAGCACCCGGUGGAAUAUUAUCUUUUUCUUUGAAAGUACAAAAUAUUGGCUUUUCAGCAAUGCAUUUAACUAGACCUGUAAAAUUAAUACUUGAUAAUGGCAAAACAGGUAGUGCACGUAUUACGUACAGCACGAAUCUCAGUGUAGAUCCUCGAAAAUGGACAUCUGAAGCGAAUAUUAUCAGUAUCGAUCGUAAACUUCGUAUUCCAGCAAAUAUCAGUCAGGCUAUUUGGCAAUUACUUUUAAUUUUACCUGAUAAUAAUACACCUUUACAAAGUGAUGUACGUUAUACAGUUCGAUUUGCCAAUGAAAAUAUUUGGAAUACUGAUGGAACACAUGUAUUAACCAAUAAUAUUUCUAUCCAAGCUUCAGCUUCUGGAUCACGUACUAAUGAUAGCGUAUUUCAAGAGGUUACGAUUUAA
Molecule: messenger RNA, 1404 nt
Organism: Rotaria sp. Silwood2
Lineage: Eukaryota; Metazoa; Rotifera; Eurotatoria; Philodinida; Philodinidae
Source: the annotation of a GenBank genome assembly